Messenger RNA from Paralichthys olivaceus (Japanese flounder), 3182 nucleotides. Lineage: Eukaryota; Metazoa; Chordata; Actinopteri; Pleuronectiformes; Paralichthyidae. The record is from RefSeq and is a predicted model, not a curated record.
ACCAGUGAACUUGAGGACCUUCUGGAGGACCUGCAGAGCGGCGGCCAGCAGCAGCUGUUUGGAGCCCAGCCACCAGCUAGAGGACCACCCUCCUCUUCGUCCUCCUCUUCCUCCGUGCCCCCCGGUUCCUCUGUGGAUAAACAAACCAUCAUCAGCGAUAUCCUACACAUGAGCAACAACAACAGCGGCGGCGGAAGCGGCAACAGCAGCCCCCCCAGCCAGCACAGAGCCUUCCCCCCCAUUUGCCCAGCAAGUUUCAGUGGAGCCAGGCCGGGCCAGCCGGGUCGAGGUGCCCCUCCUGUCAGGAGCAUGUCCCUGGACGGCAGUAUGGGCUCCAACCCCAACACCGCCAGGCCUUUCCCUCCUCAUCACAGGAACAUCAGCCCCUACUCCUUACUGCAGCAUCAACAACAGCAAGGCAUGAUGGGAAGUCAUGCAGGCAUGGCCAACCAAGCUACAAUGGCCAACUCAGGCAUGCUGACUAAUGGGUCAAUGCGAGGCUCCAUGCAGCAGAGCUGGGGUCCCCAGGGGCCAAUGGGGGGUCCUGCGGGGCAGAUGAUGGGCCAGGGGAUCGGACCUGGUCGCAUGGUGCCCAGCAUGAACACUGGGCUCCCCACGAGAGGCCCGCCUGGAUCCAGAGCUAUGGUGAACAUUCAGAUGAUGGGAAAUGAGAUGGAGAUGGCAAACCCUGUCUACCCUCAGCAGCAAGCCCCGCCCAACCAGACUGCACCAUGGCCAGACCGAAUGAUGAUGGAUCACUAUGGAAACCAAAGCAGGCCACCGUACGGCGUUCCACAGGCGGAUGGGAUGGGGUGUUGCACCAUGGGGCCCGAGGGCCAGCCAGACGAAGGGGCCCUGCUGAACCAGCUGUGCUCGGUGCUAAAGGACUAUGAGGGUCUAGAGGAGAUUGACAAGAUGCUGGGAAUCCCAACGCUGGCCAGACAGGCUCCUCUGUCGGACCAGGACCAGUACCUGAGCUCCUCAGACCCAGCAGCCAGCAUGAAGCCUCCCCAGUACAGCCAACACUACGGCGGGCAGCCAGGUUAUGGCGGCAUUCCAUCUGAUGGUGGGUUCCACGGACCCUCUAUGGUUGGCCACAUGGGGCCACAAAGGAUGCCCCCUGCUGGUUACCCCCCAAUGAUGAGGAUGCCUGGGGGUGUGGGGCCCAGGUCGGCAGGAAUGAGGCCAGGGGCUCCCAGUGCCGUGGUGCCACCUCAGCCCAACAACCUGAGGCUCCAGCUGCAGCACAGACUCCAGGCCCAACUGAACCGUCAGCCAGUGGUGAACCAGAUGAGUGGGGUCUCCAACAUGAAUCUACCUCUAAGGUCUAAUGUACCAAACCAGGGAACCCUCAACGCCCAGAUGCUGGCCCAGCGUCAGCGCGAGUACCUCAGCAACCACCUACGCCAACGCCAACAGCAGCAGCAGCAGCAGCAACAACAACACAUGCACCACCAGCGUGCCAUGAUGAUGCGGACUCAGGGCAUCAACAUGCCACCCAACAUGCCCAGCGGGGGCGCCGCGCCCACGCCGAUGCCCGUCGGUGGCACCAACCCGCGUCUCCCGCAGGGCAACCCGCAGCAGUUCCCCUACCCGGCCUCCAGCUACGGUACUGGCCUGCCCUCUCCUCCUCCACCUCCUCAUCCCGGCUCCUCCAGCCCCUUCUCCUCCUCUCUCUCCCCCAGCCGUCACCUGACUAGCCAGGGCAUGAUGGGAAAUGUAGGCGCGCAGUACGGCGGGGUAAUGAGUCCGCCGUCUCAGCACAGUGCCUUCCAGUUCAGCAGUUCAGGAAUGAGCCAACAACAACAGCAGCACCAGGAUCCAGUGUCAGGCUUCUCAUGUGGGGCUGCAACCCCUCAGAGCCCCCUGUUGUCCCCCAGGAUGGGGCAGGGUCAGAGCCCCAUGCUGCUGCAGAGUCAGGGCCAACCCCAACCCCAACCCCAGGGCCCGAACCAGGGAGGACCCCCCAGCUACCAGACCAGCACAGACCUCAACAGGUGGCCCCAACCUGCCAACAUCUCCACAAGCAACAGUGUGUACCCGCAACAGUCCCAGUCCCAGUACUCCACGCAACCCAACGCAGGAAUGUACAACGGCAGCAACAACAUGAACACGGGCGUCAUGGCCGGCAACGGUGGCAACUUGAGCCAGAUGUCAGGACAGAUGAGCUCUAUGACCCCCAUGAGCGCAGAGCAGGUGAGUGACAGCAGCCUGAUCUUGGAGCAGCUGGUGGGAAUUGAAAUGCGGACACAAGAUGAUGACGCCAAUUCUAAUUUUUGCUGACCCCUGCUGUGGCUGAGACAAGGCGACGGUCAGACACACGGACGCCGGCUUCAGCUCAGCUCACGAAGAAACAGCGAGUUGGAUGGAAACACUCUGCUCCCUCUCUCACACAUGAUGGACAGUCACAUGAUGACGAGCGAGACAUGUAAAACCCUCUGAACUGCACCCACUUCACUUUGGCUCGUUCAGAUAAUCAGACAAAUUAGAGAAUCUGCCAUCUGAGCCGUCCUAACAGCAAAUACACCAACUGAAGAACCACAGGAAAGUGUCACAGCGCAUUCAGAUUUAAAGAUUUCUCCCUAACUUAUAAGAUAAUUCUCACGUGAAAGUUUAAUUCUACAUAAUCUGCAUUUCCCUCAGAUUUAUUUUCAUCCGUAUAAAAUUAUAACAGAUUAUAGAGACAGAUAUGGAGGCUUUUAAUUUGAAACUCUCAGAGGAAGUGAUUUCACUGGAAACUAAAACCUCUACACACAUUCUGAAUUGUUGACACAGUAAAAAAAGAUGUUGAUCAAAUGGUCACCAGGUACACGUGAACUUACUCCCAUUAAAUUUAAAUCCCCUUAAGUAGUUGAAGUAUUCAUCAGGAUAUGUGUUUCCCUUAAAUCCAGCCCGAUGUUUCAUUUUGGAUUUGGAUUAAACUAAAAACAGAAAAUCCAUUAUUAUCUUUACUAACUUCUUCAGAUUAAGUUAACGUCAACUGAACACUGGGUUUUAUUAAGAAACGUUUAAUAGUCUUUUUAAAAUAAAAAGAAACACUGAAAUACAAACACAGACAGGUUUUGCUGAUAGCAUGUGCUCUGAUCAGAUGAAUGUAUUCCUAAACUUUUACCUGUGGUUCUCUCAAGUCUCUGAAGGUGUGUGUGUGUGUGUGUGUGUGUGUGUGUGUGUGUGUGUGUGUG